This is a messenger RNA of Prosopis cineraria, 2123 nucleotides long. Its product is annotated as F-box/kelch-repeat protein At5g15710-like. Gene Ontology annotation, molecular function: protein binding. The transcript is spliced from 2 exons. Lineage: Eukaryota; Viridiplantae; Streptophyta; Magnoliopsida; Fabales; Fabaceae. The record is from RefSeq and is a predicted model, not a curated record. The coding region runs from base 249 to 1565 and encodes 438 amino acids.
UUUCCAAUCUUCUCUCUCUGUUCUGCACUUUGUCAAAUAAUGACAAAGUAAAUCAAAUCCAAGGGAAGCAAAGCUAGCAAAAGGAGUCACGGAGACAUACCGAACAGGCACUACCCUGGUUAGGUUUUUGUCGUUCUAAUUUCCUCGUCUCCUGGUUAAGACCAAACUUUGUCUAGUUCUGACAAGCUUUUCUCAUCACGGAGAGCUUUGUGACGUCGAAAUCCAAGGACUUCAAGGAAAUAGAGAAUAUGGAUUGUAAUGGGGAUUAUGUUGAGUCCCGGCCUGGAGUGUCUAAUGCUCAGUCAAUGGAAGAUGGAGUUCUUCGGGGAGAUGAAAGAUGCUUUAAGCAAGUUUCGCCUCCAAGGGUUGGUGGUUCGAGGAAUACGAGCCCUAUGGGUCGUGCAGGGUCCAGGAACACUAGCCCGUCAAGGCAAAAGGUCAUUAAGACCAAGCCACGAGGCUUAGACGAGGAAACACUCGCUACAUUUGGAAAGGCAGUACAUACUGAUGUUCAAAUGGAGGAUAAUAUAUGGGCAAUGUUACCUGAGGACUUAUUGUACGAGAUCUUAGCAAGGGUCCCUCCAUUUAUUAUUUUUCGGCUUCGGUCUGUCUGUAAGCGGUGGUAUUCAUUGCUUCAAGAUAGCAGUUUUCUCCAGUUCCAUUCGCGGGUGCCAUCUCAUGGGCCGUGUCUUCUUACGUUCUGGAAGAACUCACAAACCCCACAAUGCUCGGUCUUUAGCUUGCCUCUCAAAACAUGGUAUAGAAUACCAUUCACAUUUUUGCCUCACUGGGCAUUCUGGUUAGUUGGUUCUUCCGGCGGUCUUGUUUGCUUUUCAGGGCUUGAUGGGUUGACAUUUAGGACUUUGGUUUGUAAUCCUCUUACACAAACAUGGAGGACACUUCCAAGUAUGCAUUAUAAUCAGCAGAGGCAGCUCAUAAUGGUUGUUGAUCGAGUGGAUCGGUCAUUUAAAUUGAUAGCCACUAGUGAUAUAUAUGGUGACAAGUCCUUGCCAACUGAAGUUUAUGACUCAAAGCUUGACAGCUGGUCAGUUCAUCAAAUUAUGCCAGCAGUUAAUCUCUGCUCUUCAAAGAUGGCAUAUUGUGAUUCCAGAUUGUAUUUGGAGACCCUUUCACCACUUGGUUUGAUGAUGUAUCGGAUAGACACAGGUCAUUGGGAACAUAUUCCAGCAAAGUUCCCCCGCUCCUUAUUGGAUGGGUAUUUGGUUGCUGGAACCCAGAAACGUCUUUUUCUUGUUGGGAGGAUUGGCCUUUAUAGCACUCUUCAGAGUAUGAGAAUUUGGGAAUUGGAUCAUGCUAAAAUCGUGUGGGUGGAGUUAAGUAGGAUGCCCCCAAAGUAUUUUCGCACUUUAUUGAGAUUAUCAGCUGAGAGAUUUGAAUGCUUUGGACAGGACAAUUUAAUCUGCUUCACAUCUUGGAACCAGGGAAAGGGCCUUCUAUUUGACGUUGAUAAAAAGGUCUGGUCCUGGAUUGGGGGCUUUGCCCUUCAGUCAUAUAAUAGCCAGGUUUGUUUCUAUGAGCCAAGAUUUGAUGCUUCUAUAUACUAAGCUAUGGCAUGAUGUGGGAUGUCCAUUCAAAUUGACAAUUGAGGGGCUUACCGAAAAAUUUCUUCCUGACAUGGAUUUUUGACCAUUAAAUUCCUUCUAACAAUUCAAAAUUUAUUUUGCAAUGGGCUGAUUUGUUUAUCAGUCAAGUUCUCACAAGUACUACUAAGCAGAUUCCUGAUCAUCAACACUGACUAAGCAUCAGAAACAGAAUUGAACUGUGCAGAGAGGGUGUCACUAUGAAUUAGGGUUCUGCCUUUGAAGUACACAAUUGAGAAAGGUUGCAAACUUAUAUACGUGGGAUUGGCAUGUUAAAAAGGAAGGAUGAUGUUCAGGGUACAAUUAGAAGAUAUUUUUUUUCCCUGAAUAACUGCACGCCACUUGGAAAUGUUUGUGACAAUGAAAUUACAUAUCUUCAAAUUUCAUUUGUUUUGACGCAUUCUGGCUUACCAGUAUAAUGUAAUUUCUUUUAAGCUUGUCUUGGACAAUAACCUUGUAUGACUUUUCCUGUAAAGGGGUUCGCCCCCACUGGCGGUUUAUCAGUGAAUCUUUUAUUUUUUA